AUAAUCCAGGGUCAGUAUUUGAGGCAAACAAUUAAGAUGCUUGUUAAUUAGCUCAACCACUCAAGCAGCAUGUCAAGUUAGCAACAACAAAUUUGUGAUUUGGAUGAAGACAGCAGUGGAUGCUUGUUGAGUUUGUUAAAGAAAUGAAGAAAGCAAAAAUAAACUUACCAGUUAGCAGUUACCAGCAGUGAGAGAAGAAAGAAAGAGCUUACCCACUCUCACUCCAUUUCUGUUAUUGCGUCCAGUCACGCCAAGCCAAGGCGCUAUCAUAUCAAUUCCUCUGCCCCAAACCAACAUCACACGCAAUGCCAUGCUCUAGUCUUGCCCGCUUCAAAUAUUCAUUCUUUUUUUCUAAAUAACGAUCAUGAAAUUGUAAUUAUUCUGUCGAAUUGCUGCUUCUAAUAAGCCCACAGAAACCGAGCGAGCGAGAGAAAUGGCACAUCAGCGGCGGCGCCAACACUAUUACCAACGAUUCCGUCUCAUGAUUCCGGUGUUUUCCGCCGUCGCCGCCACGCUACUCUUUCUCUUCGCUCUCCUUUCGUUUUUAGCUCCUUCUCCCGUCGAAACCGAUCGUAUCCACCGGAGACGCCAACACACUUCGGUUGACGUUCAAAAGGAUGAGGCGAUUGAAAAUUCUGCGUUCCGCGUUCCGAGUGAUGGAGGAAAGUUGGGACGCAAUAUCUGGAGUUCUCGAAAUUCAGAGCACUUCCAUGGAUGCAGCAAUUCCAGCAACAAGUUUCAAAAAGCUCAAGUGAUUACACAGCCGAAUCGGUAUUUGAUGAUCACAACAAGUGGAGGCUUGAAUCAACAAAGAACUGGGAUUACAGAUGCUGUUGUUGCUGCGCGAAUUUUGAAUGCUACUCUUGUAGUUCCAAAAUUGGAUCAACGAUCUUUCUGGAAAGACUCUAGUAACUUCUCAGAGAUCUUUGAUGUUGAUUGGUUUAUAUCAUUUCUGUCAAAAGAUGUCAAAAUUAUCAAGCAACUUCCUACUAAGGGUAGUAGGAAAGCAUUAUCUGCAUACAAUAUGCGGGUUCCAAGGAAGUGUAAUGAAAGAUGUUAUAUAAAUCGCAUAUUACCUGUACUCCUUAAAAAACAUGCUGUUCAGCUCAGCAAGUUUGACUACAGGCUUGCAAACAGGUUGGAUACGGAAUAUCAGAAGCUGAGAUGUAGAGUUAAUUACCAUGCUUUAAGAUUUACCAACCCAAUACUUGCAAUGGGUGAAAAAUUGGUCCAUCGGAUGAGGAUGAGAAGCAAGCAUUAUAUUGCACUGCACCUGAGAUUUGAACCUGAUAUGCUUGCAUUUUCUGGAUGUGAUUAUGGUGGAGGGGAGAAGGAGCAGAAGGAACUGGGUGCAAUAAGGAGGAGGUGGAAGACAUUACAUAAAAGCAAUCCUGAUAGGGCAAGGAGGCAGGGAAGAUGCCCAUUAACCCCAGAAGAAGUUGGGCUCAUGCUAAGAGCAUUGGGAUAUGGUUCUGACAUUCAUAUUUACGUUGCAUCGGGGGAGGUAUAUGGAGGGAAAAGAACAUUGGCACCUCUCAGAGCAUUAUUUCCUAAUUUCCAUUCAAAAGAGACCAUUGCUACCAAGGAAGAAUUAGAACCAUUUUCUUCAUUUUCUUCUCGCAUGGCUGCACUCGACUUCAUUGUUUGUGAUGAAAGCGAUGUUUUUGUAACCAAUAAUAAUGGAAAUAUGGCAAAAAUAUUAGCUGGACGAAGGAGAUACUUUGGCCAUAAACCAACCAUUCGUCCAAAUGCUAAAAAACUUUAUCGAUUGUUCUUGAAUAGAAGUAAUUCAACAUGGGAAGCUUUUGCUUCUAGUGUCCGUACUUUCCAGAAAGGCUUCAUGGGGGAGCCGAAGGAGGUUAGACCAGGUAGAGGCGGGUUUCAUGAGAAUCCAUCGACCUGCAUAUGUGAAGAUUCUGCAGCAGCCAAAGUGGACAAAAAUUCACAAUCUAGAAAAUAUAGGAAGGAUAAUACAACGAAGAAAAAUGUAGCAAAUGAUGAACCGGAUGUUGGCAAUGUGUCUGAGUGGCCAGACAUGGAUGAUGAUGAUGAUGAUGAUCAGAAUGAUCUAGCAGAGAAGGGUACAUUUAAUGAAACAAUUUCGGACUAUGAUGCUCUGAACUUCGAGGAUCCUGAGUUGGAGGAAAUUAUAUCAGAUUAGUGAAGGUGCCUUAUUCAGUGUUGAUGUACCUGUUGACUUAUUAUGGCUCUUUGCCCCCAUCACUUAAGCAGCUCGAUUUGACAGCUGCUUAUAAAGCUCAAAAACAGGAACAGAAAAGGCACGUCUUUCUCAAUACUGGCCGAACUAUAGUAAAAAGACAUCUCAAAAAUUUAAUCGUACGAUCAUCUUCUGCAUUUUUAAGGACAUAAUGGUCUCAGUUUGAUGCUGAAUUUUUGGAGUGUUUAGACUUGUACGAAUCUGUAAAGAGGUUAUCAGAAGUGAGCAAGUAGAGUUAGACGACAACCAUCCGAAUAUAGCUGCACACAAAAUUGAGUUUGUUAAGUAGGAAAAUCUGUAUAUCUUGAGGAAAAUCGUUGCAGUUGAUAGACUGUACACCUUUGUUCCUGUCUUUCUUUGACAUCGAAGCAGUCAACUUCACUUUUAGAAGCAACUAGAUGCCAACUACAGUUUUUGUGCCUAAAGGUAACAUAUCAAUAGUGAUGACCAGACACUUUAGCCGUUUUAAGAACAUGGAUAAAUUCUUUCAUAUAAGCAGUCACUAUAAAAAGUAGAUUUGAUUUCGCAAAUUGCGUGCGUGUUGUGUGUGAGGGUGUAAAAUGAUAAUUGAGUGAACUCUGGUCCCUGUCUGACUGAGGAAGGGAAAGCAAUUCAAGAUCUGAAAGGGCUGGCAUUUUGAUACAA
Messenger RNA from Glycine soja, 2863 nucleotides. Its product is annotated as O-fucosyltransferase 16-like. Lineage: Eukaryota; Viridiplantae; Streptophyta; Magnoliopsida; Fabales; Fabaceae. The transcript is spliced from 10 exons. The record is from RefSeq and is a predicted model, not a curated record. Bases 434 to 2161 code for a protein of 575 amino acids.